AUGCCAAAAGCAAAAGAUCUUGAAAAGAAUUCAAUAAAGCAAACAAGAGCCUCAUUUACUGGUACUCAAAAACAUAAUAUAUGCAAACAAAAAUUACAAAAACCAACACCCAAAAAUAAAGAUCUUGCA
This is a messenger RNA of Racocetra persica, 129 nucleotides long. The record is from the annotation of a GenBank genome assembly. NCBI's taxonomy places the organism in Eukaryota, Fungi, Glomeromycota, Glomeromycetes, Diversisporales, Gigasporaceae.